Messenger RNA from Bicyclus anynana (squinting bush brown), 2459 nucleotides. It is a transcript of the gene wls, whose product is annotated as protein wntless. Gene Ontology annotation, cellular component: organelle membrane; endomembrane system. The transcript has a single exon. Lineage: Eukaryota; Metazoa; Arthropoda; Insecta; Lepidoptera; Nymphalidae. Gene Ontology annotation, molecular function: Wnt-protein binding. Gene Ontology annotation, biological process: Wnt signaling pathway; Wnt protein secretion; intracellular protein transport. Bases 93 to 1724 code for a protein of 543 amino acids. The record is from RefSeq and is a predicted model, not a curated record.
GGUUUCAACAACAAUGGAAUUCGGUCGAUUUACGUGAGUGAAUACUAAAUACAAUCUCGUAUACCUAAAUACUCUUCGUUAAAACGCCUAAAAUGGCGGGGACUAUAAUUGAAAACUUAAGCGGGCGGAAACUCACUGUAUUAGUGACAUUUCUUUUGUUGUGCCAAGUAAUAUGUUUCCUAAUCGGUGGUUUGGUCGCACCCGUGCCUGCAAACGCACAAAAUAUUCUCGGUACCAUAUGUAAAGAUACAUCUAUUAUGAAAAAUGACACAACGAAGUGGUAUUACUAUCGCGGCGCGGGUAAAUGUGAGAAGAUCGACCUUGACAGCAUUCAUCACGACGUAUCGGAGCGCGACAUCGUCUUUGCAUUUCAAAUGCCGGUGCCUCGCGAGUCGCAGGCUUACGACUAUUCAAGAUGGCAACAGAAUUUGAUUGGCGUUUUACAAGUUGAUAUACGUUACCACUCUCAGAUGGAAAUGACAUCGCGGAGUGCGAUCACGAUAGACGCGCGGUUGGCCUACCGAAACAAAGGCGACCCGGACGACGCUUGGAAACUGUACACACAGUCGACGGAAACGAGAGUUCUAGACUGUGACAUUGAUAUUAAAUCUGAAAACUACUUGUACAACUGCUCAGCUGUACCACUGUUUGAACUCGGUUCACUUUAUCAUGACUAUUACUUACUAAACUUACGGUUACCAGUCGAUACACCUGAUAUGAAUGCCCAUAUUGGUCAUAUACAAGAUUUGUGGGUAACCGUUAUCAACCAAAACGGGGGUUUUACCAAAGUGUGGCUUUCACUAAAAACUGUAUUCUUUCCAUGUAUCAUUGCUAUACUCGUCUGGUUCUGGCGUCGGAUUCAUAUUUUGGAAAGGAAGCCUGUCCUACUGGAAAAGAUGUUGCUAAGUUUAGGCAUAGCAUUGUGCUUUUUGAAUGCACCAAUAGAAUAUUUGACUUUACAAUAUGACCUGCCAUUCAUGCUGUUACUGGGGGAUAUUAGACAAGGAAUAUUUUAUGCAAUGCUGUUCUCGUUCUGGCUUGUAUUUGCCGGGGAACAUAUGUUGAUCCAAGAUACAUCGGCUCAGAGCUCUCUUAAACAAUAUUGGCGUCAUUUGAGUGCCGUUGCUAUGGGUUGCAUUUCUCUUUUCAUAUUUGACAUGUGCGAGAGGGGUGUUCAGUUGCGGAAUCCAUUUUACUCUAUCUGGGUUACAGAUUUAGGCACAAACUUAGCGCUGACAUUCAUCAUACUGGCUGGCAUUUCAACUGGAGUAUACUUUUUGUUCUUGUGUUACAUGGUCUGGCAAGUAUUCCUAAAUAUAUCUCAGAGACGUCAGAGUUUACCAUCAAUGAGCUCAGUGCGCCGUUUGCGCUAUGAAGGGAUCAUAUACAGAUUUAUGUUUAUGAUGUUGGCUACAUUGCUUUGCGCUGCCUUGACUGUGAUUGGCUUUAUUUUGGGUCAAGUGGCUGAAGGACAGUGGAAGUGGGAUGAAGAUAUUGAACUUGAAUAUACUUCAGCAUUCUUCACAGGUGUAUAUGGAAUGUGGAAUAUAUACAUAUUUUCCCUGCUGGUACUAUAUGCGCCAAGUCACAAGCAGUGGCCAGCCAAUGAAAAUACUUCAGAUACUCAGAAUUUGAGUGAGGAACAUGAAUUUAGCCCUCUGCCAUCAGAGAGAAGUGAGAUUUCAUCACUCACUUCCUUUAUCAGGAAGACCACUAUUGACUAAUUGGAUUGAUGAUAUUUAGUCUUAUCUAGACAUAGAAUCUCAAUAUUAUUACUGAUUCUCUUUUCAAACAGGAAGUAGACUUCCUGUGUAUUAUCUAGAUUAAAAACUCAUGUAGUCAAAAAGCCAUAUGCGCUUUAGUGUUAAGUUUAACAGUAUUAUUCACACAAUAUUUGUACUCGAAUAUUUGCCAUUUGAAUUCCAUUUUAAGAAAUCUUAUCUUAUGCUUGUAGUGUGGGUCUAACCUAAAUUAGCAUUGUGUAUUAACUCUAGUAUUGUUCCAUUGCUUUAUUUUAUAAGACUAAUAUAGUAUUAGAAAUAUUUGUUAAAAUUCUAGCUAAAGCUUUUGUCUUAAUAAUAUGGUCUUUUUUAUAAAACUCCAUACAAGACAAUAUGACUCACAGAGCAAGUUUUCAUCUCAGGUAGGAUUUUGAGUCAUAAAAUUCCAAAGUGGAUGAGACAACCUUGACAAUGUGUUUUUAUGGAAAUUUAAUGUUUUCCUAAACUGAUUUAGUAUGUAACUCUUGCCAUUUAAAAAUUACCUACUUAAUUUUUCUGUGAUAGUGAUUUUGAUAAUUUUUCUACUUUGAAUUGUAAUUUUUUCUACUUAAUUUUAAAUAUUGUAUUUUUUUACUAAUUUUAACAAUGUUGCCAGCAUUUCGAUUAUUGUAUUUAAAAUUUUUUGUAGUUUGUGACUUACAUUUGUACUGGAUUUAGAAUAAAAAUAUUUAAAAAUAA